AUGGUUGCUGACGCCCUGGUCUAUCACCCUGCUGUGGCGCAUUACCUGCGCUUUGUAGCGACAACCGUUGGUCGCGAUAAGAUCCUCCGCACCUUGCAAUACUUCUCUCGCUUCUAUGCUUGGUACUUGUACCGCACCAACCGCCCGCAGUCCGCCAUCGAUCCCUACAAUGCCAUCAAGAAGCAGUUUGGAACCACACGCAAAAUUCUCCGGAUUGGCAAGUUUGUCGAACACUUGAAGGCCGCCGCUCUCGCCUCCGACAACAAGAGCCCCAUCGAUCCCGUACUUCGUUAUCUUGCGGUUGGUCGGCAGCUUGGUUAUGCUGGAUAUCUUUCUCUCGAUACCGUGACGGUUGUGGAUGCGAUUGGUUUCCGCAAGCUUGCUUCCGUGAAGCGGCUGCAGGACUCGGCUUAUCGCUCGUGGAUGGCCGGGCUGGUGUGCAGCGCUGUUGCGAGCCUGUACACCCUUUUCCGGUUGAGGGAGAAGGAGAAGACCCUUGAUCUUAAGGAGGGCGAGGGCGUUGUAGAGGCAAAGAAACUUGAGAAGGAACGCUCUACGGCUCGCAUCCAGCUGAUCUCCGACCUAUGCGACUUGACUGUUCCAGCGUCUGCCCUCGGCCUUGCCGCACUUGAUGAUGGCCUUGUCGGCAUUGCAGGAACGGUCAGCAGUUUGAUUGGUGUCUGGUCACAGUGGCGGAAGACUGCUUAG
This is a messenger RNA of Aspergillus saccharolyticus JOP 1030-1, 708 nucleotides long. Its product is annotated as PEX11 family protein. Gene Ontology annotation, biological process: peroxisome fission; regulation of peroxisome size. The transcript is spliced from 3 exons. Bases 1 to 708 code for a protein of 235 amino acids. NCBI's taxonomy places the organism in Eukaryota, Fungi, Ascomycota, Eurotiomycetes, Eurotiales, Aspergillaceae. The record is from RefSeq and is a predicted model, not a curated record. Gene Ontology annotation, cellular component: peroxisomal membrane.